Molecule: messenger RNA, 923 nt
Organism: Glycine soja
Lineage: Eukaryota; Viridiplantae; Streptophyta; Magnoliopsida; Fabales; Fabaceae
Product: TOM1-like protein 3
Exons: 8
Coding region: 180-923 (247 amino acids)
Biological process (GO): protein transport to vacuole involved in ubiquitin-dependent protein catabolic process via the multivesicular body sorting pathway
Molecular function (GO): phosphatidylinositol binding; ubiquitin binding
Source: RefSeq, a predicted model, not a curated record
AAUUGAUAGACGAAAAGAGGAGCGGGCGGUGGAGUAAGUAUUGUUUUUGUGUUGGAAUCCCAAAUUCAUUUCUUCACUUUCUCCUUCUCAACUCUUCUUCUAUUCUGAUUCUGAUUUGUCACACACACACGCAGAAAGGUUGAAAGUAGAGGGACUUGAUUCAGUGGAGGUGGAGAGAGAUGGCUAACAACGCAGCUGCUUGUGCUGAGAGAGCAACUAGUGACAUGCUCAUUGGUCCUGACUGGGCAAUCAACAUAGAGUUGUGUGAUAUCAUUAAUAUGGACCCUGGGCAAGCAAAGGAUGCUUUGAAGAUACUCAAGAAGCGUUUGGCCAGUAAAAAUCCAAAAAUACAGCUUCUGGCUCUUUUUGUAUUGGAGACUCUUAGUAAGAAUUGUGGUGAAAGUGUAUUUCAGCAGAUCAUUGAGCGGGAUAUCUUACAUGAAAUGGUUAAGAUAGUGAAGAAGAAGCCGGAUUUAAAUGUGAGGGAAAAGAUACUGAUUUUAAUUGAUACAUGGCAAGAAGCUUUUGGGGGGCCAACUGGAGUUUAUCCUCAAUACUAUGCAGCAUAUAAUGAAUUGAAGUCUGCUGGAGUUGAAUUUCCACCACGAGAUGAGAAUAGUGUACCAUUCUUCACUCCCGCUCAAACUCAGCCAAUUAUUCAUUCUGCUGCAGAAUAUGAUGAUGCUACUAUUCAGGCUUCUCUUCAGUCAGAUGCAUCUGACCUUAGUUUGCUAGAGAUUCAAAAUGCUCAAGGACUAGCUGAUGUAUUGAUGGAAAUGCUUAGCGCCUUGAGUCCUAAGACCUAUGGUUUGAGCUUUGAAAUUGCUGUAUUUCUGUAUCCAUCUUUUCAUAUUCUGCUAGUUGUUGUGUGGUACUAUGGAAUUCUUGAUCUGGAAUCCAUCCAAUUUAGCAAAUUGAAGUAA